Molecule: messenger RNA, 280 nt
Organism: Hibiscus syriacus
Lineage: Eukaryota; Viridiplantae; Streptophyta; Magnoliopsida; Malvales; Malvaceae
Product: transcription factor PRE3-like
Exons: 2
Coding region: 2-280 (92 amino acids)
Biological process (GO): regulation of DNA-templated transcription; regulation of growth
Molecular function (GO): protein dimerization activity
Source: RefSeq, a predicted model, not a curated record
GAUGUCGAGUAGAAGAUCAAGAUCAAGACAAUCAGGAAGUAAUUCAAGAAUAACUGAUGAUCAGAUCAAUGAUCUUGUUUCUAAGUUGCACCAACUUCUUCCUGAGAUUCGUAAUGCCCACUCUGAUAAGGUUUCGGCGGCCAAAGUGUUACAGGAGACGUGCAACUACAUUAGAAGCUUGCAUAGAGAGGUUGAUGAUCUCAGCGAGAGACUAUCGGAGCUUUUAGCGACGACCGACAAUGCUCAAGCCGCCAUAAUCCGCAGUUUGCUUAUGCAAUAG